GAGCAGCUUGUUGCUGGUCACACUUGAUCAUCAGCUUCCACUUGGUCAACAUCGUUCUAAGCGACAUGAGGGCUUCGAUCAUUAUCCUGUUGCUGGCGGUCAGCGCUGUGCUCGCGGCAGAGAACUUCUCACAAGACGUCCUUCCUUCCCACGACCUCACUGACCUCUUGGACGACGGAGGCGCACGACAGCGGCGGGCGGACGCUGGCGAGCUUUCGGGCGUGGAAGAGGAAGGCGGUCGCUACAUCCGUAGCCUAGAUACCGUCGCGUACAAGGGCAGGAGUGCGCUGAAAUCUAAGGGAAGGGUAUUGAGAACUAAGGGCAAGGGCUUGAGGAACCUUAAAGGAGGUUACGGAGGAGGGGGUAAGGGCAAGGGAGGAGGUUACUCUAGGCGCCGCCGUUCAUCGGAAUUGGUGGAAGAUCAAGACGCUGCGUCACCGCACGACAUCGUGAAGCGGUUCGCUAACCCUGACCAUGGCUACCACAAGAGUUCCUACAAGCCAGCCCCACACCACAAGGCCACCGCCACAGGAUCUCAAGUCUUCAAUCUCGGUCUCAGCAAAGGAAAACCCAAACAUUACGGUCACUAAACUGAUAUAACUGAAAUAGCUAUUAUAUAUAGCCCACGGCGAGGAAGGUAAAUAACUCUUAGUAUUUUUUUCUAUAUAUUUUUAUUUAUAUUGUUCUUCUAUAAGGUUCUUCGAAUAAACAGAUGAGAGCAGUGAGUUGCAGGUUCAAUCCCAGCGUUUCGGAUCAGUUCUAAUCAGGUCAGCAAUGUGGCUAGGGGGGUUAAGAAUACUAAGUUUGAAGCAGUGAGUUGUGGGUCUAAGCCCUUACAAGCUAUGAGAAUUCUGCGAUAUCUAGAAUUGUCAAUACCAAUAUUACAAUAACGCUGCUUUUAUCAAAACUUUGGAAGUUCUUGCACACAGGGUCUGUAUUUUCCCAUCAAAAUUUAUAUUCUUUUCAAAAAUAUUGUUCCUAUGCACGUUUGUUACACUAAAUGAAGUAAACUGUGUUCUUA
Hyalella azteca is the source of this 1021-nucleotide messenger RNA. RefSeq lists its product as uncharacterized. The record is from RefSeq and is a predicted model, not a curated record. The transcript has 2 exons. The coding region runs from base 66 to 590 and encodes 174 amino acids. NCBI's taxonomy places the organism in Eukaryota, Metazoa, Arthropoda, Malacostraca, Amphipoda, Hyalellidae.